AUGUCUUGCUUUUGUUUCCUAUUUGCAAUAAAUUCCGUUAAGCUGUCCUCCCCAGUCGCAAAGUCUCGUCAUGGAAUCCUCGCCAAGCCGUCAACUCCUCCAACAGAUGGUGCAGAUCCUCUGGCCAGGUUCAGCGGCCCAACUGGCUCUCAAGCUGGGUCGGUUCAUUCUGGAGUCGAUGCUGUCAAUGCAUCCGACGUCACGGUCGAGAUGACUGGCAAGCCUGAAGCUACAGUCGAGGGCAGAACGGCUCGUCGGGUCCGUUCCCUCCGAGACCGUUAUGCACCUGACAACGGCGCUUCUGGACCGGCCACAAAGCAGGAGCGCUACUACUACUAUCAUCAAAGCGGCGAUGCAACCGGGCGUGGCCGCCGACGCGGUCCACUGACUCCCGGGGCGUCGGGCGGUGGUCGUGCCGCCGAUUGGCGUAGCAACGCCGCAGCAGGUGGACAGAACAGACCGAGCCCGGGCGCAGGGACGAGGACCUUCCAGACGCGACAGGAGGCACUUGGCGCCGAAGGGUCGUCGGUUCAGGCGUCUUUUGAAGAGGGCGUUGAGGCCCAGGCAACUGCCGGCACCUCGGGAAGUGUGGCGUCUGGAGGCGGUGGCAACGGAGCCGCGAUGGAGCAAAGUUAUCAUAACUCGUUGUGCCAGAGACGGGAGUUCAUUGUCAACUUUGAGGUGGUCGGCUGGGCCCAUUGGGUGAUUGCGCCACAGGCCUACAACGCGCGCUACUGUCGUGGAGAGUGUCCCUUUCCCAUGGGAACGCCGUUCAACACAACCAAUCAUGCCGUUCUGAUGCAGCUCGUCCACUUGCUCGAGGCGGCUCGAGUGCCGGGACCCUGUUGUGUGCCGAACCAACUGUCGUCGCAAUCGUUGCUGUACCACACUCAGGAAAACGAGGUUGUCCUCCGAGUCUAUCAGGACAUGGUGGUUGAGAGUUGUGCAUGUCGUUAG
Protopolystoma xenopodis is the source of this 957-nucleotide messenger RNA. The record is from the annotation of a GenBank genome assembly. Lineage: Eukaryota; Metazoa; Platyhelminthes; Monogenea; Polystomatidea; Polystomatidae.